CUGACCAGCAACAUGCUUCGUUUCCUGGUACUUGCAUCCAUCGUCGCUUGCAGCCUGGGUGCCGUUGUCCGACACCGACGCCCCCGCAUUGACGGCCGAAUUGUUGGGGGUGAAGAUGCAGAUAUCGCUAACUAUCCAUAUCAGCUUUCUUUCGAGUACUCUGGGAACCACAUCUGUGGUGCUUCAAUUAUAGGAACUUCCUGGAUUGUGACUGCGGCCCAUUGUGUUGAUGGGAUCUCUGCUUCCAACGUACAAUUUCGCGCUGGGAGCAGUUUCAGGGGCACUGGCGGUUCCAUUCACCCAGCAGGUGAGCUGAUUGCUAACCCACGAUACGAUUACUACACAGUCGACUUCGACAUCGCUGUUGGUAGGGUGUCCAUUGCCUUUGAAUUCGGACCAAGCGUACAGCCGAUUACACUAUCCACUUCUCAACCUUAUGCUGGUCACAGCUCCGUGGUGACGGGCUGGGGAACUCUAUCAUCAGGAUCUUCAUCCCUUCCAAGACAGCUUCAAGUGGUGACUUUGUCAAUUGUGUCUCGUGAAGAGUGCAACGCUGCGUAUGAAGAAUCUGGUGGAAUCACAGAGAAUAUGAUCUGCGCAGGUGUAACUGGUGGAGGUGAAGACUCUUGCCAGGGUGAUUCAGGCGGUCCCUUGGUUAUUGAGAGACGCCUGGCCGGCAUCGUUUCCUGGGGAGCUGGGUGUGGUGAACCAUUGUACCCCGGAGUGUACUCCAAUGUUGCAGCUCUCAGGAGUUUCGUUACAAAAGAAACUGGUGUGGCCUAGGACUGUGAUAUUGCAAGACAUUGAGAAUAUUUCUGAAAUAUAAUUUAUUUAAAUAAAGUGGUUUUAUAAUAUUGACCUAUAAGGUAUAUCAUUAGUGCCUAUCAUAUCCAGUAUCCUUGACUGCUGAAUGAUGUGCGUGAACCACACUAAGGAUUUAUCUGGUACUUCACUAACAAAUCACUUAAAAUUUUAAUGAGAUGUAGGUUUUGUGUCAAAUAUAUUGUAUUUUUUUUCAUAUAUUUCAGUACUUAUGGACAAAAUAGAAUUGUAAUUCAAAUGUAAAUAUUAAUGUGAUAGAAUGCAAACAUUUCUUUUGCAGAUAUAAUAUGCUGACGAAGAGAAAUAUUAAAUAAUUUUGUAAAUAUUACCGAUGAGUUGAUAAAUAACAUUCU
This is a messenger RNA of Cryptotermes secundus, 1175 nucleotides long. RefSeq names its product trypsin beta. The coding region runs from base 13 to 783 and encodes 256 amino acids. Lineage: Eukaryota; Metazoa; Arthropoda; Insecta; Blattodea; Kalotermitidae. Gene Ontology annotation, molecular function: serine-type endopeptidase activity. Gene Ontology annotation, biological process: proteolysis. The record is from RefSeq and is a predicted model, not a curated record. The transcript is spliced from 5 exons.